Sinocyclocheilus grahami is the source of this 3477-nucleotide messenger RNA. RefSeq names its product USP6 N-terminal-like protein. The record is from RefSeq and is a predicted model, not a curated record. The transcript is spliced from 14 exons. Gene Ontology annotation, biological process: regulation of GTPase activity. NCBI's taxonomy places the organism in Eukaryota, Metazoa, Chordata, Actinopteri, Cypriniformes, Cyprinidae. The coding region runs from base 148 to 1980 and encodes 610 amino acids. Gene Ontology annotation, molecular function: small GTPase binding; GTPase activator activity.
UGUACGCUCUGACGUGCUGCUUUGCGCUCCUCUCAAUGCUGUUACAUGCAGCUAUUGUAUCCACGGGAUUUUAGUAUUCGCUUUGCUUUACCUCCCAUGUUUCCAGCGACGAAGGAAUGAAGAGUCUUUCCAAUAAACGACAUUGACAUGAAGAAAGACAUAGAGGUGCUGAUAGCAGAGGAACGUGCUGAGAUCAUCUCUAAAUAUAAUAAGGGUAGAGACGCAGGAGUUCAGAUCGAUCCUUGGGAGGAUGCAGACUACAGCAUAUACAGAGUCACAGAUCGCUUUGGAUUUCUUCAUGAAGAAGAAUUACCCACACCCAGUGCACUUGAAGAGAAGCAAAAACAGGUGGAGAUUGAGAGGGUGCAGAAAUGGUUGAAGAUGCUGAAGAACUGGAGCAAGUACAGGAACAGUGACCGGAUGAUUAAGAGGGUGUAUAAAGGCAUCCCAGUACAGCUGAGAGGAAAGGCCUGGGCCCUUCUACUGGACGUCGAGAAAGUCAAGAGUGACAAUGCAGGAAAAUAUGAGAGAAUGAAGGAGCAAGCCCAGCUGUACUCUCCAGAAAUCAAACAGAUUGACCUUGAUAUCAACAGGACCUUUCGAAACCACAUUAUGUUUAUGGAUCGAUUCGGUGUAAAGCAACAGUCUUUGUUCCAUGUGCUCUCUGCGUACUCUGUUUACAAUACGGAAGUGAGUUACUGUCAGGGCAUGAGUCAGAUUGCUGCCAUACUGUUAAUGUUCAUGAAUGAAGAAGAUGCAUUCUGGGCUUUGUCACAGCUCUUAACCAAUCAGAAACAUGCCAUGCAUGGAUUCUUUGUUCCUGGUUUUCCCAAACUUCAGCGUUUCCAAAACCACCACGACCAGAUUCUCUCCAAACUUUUACCCAAACUAAAGAAGCAUUUGGAUAAGGAGCAGAUGUCCAGUGGGAUUUACAGCACAAAAUGGUUCCUCCAAUGUUUUAUUGACAGGACCCCAUUCACUCUGACCUUACGUCUGUGGGACAUCUUCAUCCUAGAGGGUGAGAAAGUUCUGACAGCCAUGGCUUACACCAUCCUUCAGCUCCACAAAAAACGAUUGCUUAAGAUGUCUCUGGAGGACCUGAGAGAGUUCCUGCAGGAGAAGAUAGGAGAGUCCAUCUACCUCAAUGAUGACAUUGUCAUAGAGCAACUUAAAGUUUCCAUGUCUGAACUCCGCAAAAUGAAGCUUGACCUCCCACCACCAGCUAAGCCUGAUGAGUUUCCACGCAAGCCUCUGGGUCUGGAGCUGCCCAUUGUUCUGACUCCGGUCAAACAGCCCAAACCGAGCCCCUCAGAAGAUACGCCCAACAAAGCCCAGCUCAUCAAACGGCCACCUGCCUCUCUGCACAUCUCUCUACAGCAGGAGUCCAUCAUGCUAGAUGACAGUCUUUCACAGGAAAAGAAGUCUUACAAAGAUGGAGGGACUGGCAGCAUGUCUCCCCUCCCCUCACCCGACCCUGUUCUAGUGCACAGCCAGAUUCCCCUCACACCUGAUGGAAUGAUAGGAGCCCCUGAGGACGGCGGAGAAUGGCCUCCUCCAUACGAACCUCCUGUACCUGAGCUCAAUGAGACCCAAAACCAACGGGAGAUGUAUGAGCCUACUUCACCUCCAAAUGUGGAUGAUAAAAAGCCUUCACGAACAUCCCAGAACUUAGAGCAGGACACUUUAGACACAGCAGGAGGCAGUGUGGCGGGUGAUUUACCCUCAGAUAAUUUCGAAUCUGUUUCCAUGCAGCCUUCUGGUGUUUACAGUUCUGAAAAUUAUGAGGGACAGGUAGGGGAUGUUGAAAGUCAGAAUAAGGACAGUUUUUCAGAGAGACUCUCCACAUCAUGUGAGAUCUCCUCAACAGCCUGUGAGCUGUCACAGUUACCUGCCAAACGAUUCCCCACAGUCCAUUCAGACCCUCUAUUUCAGCACCCACCUCAUUCCUGCCAGCACCUGCCCAAAUCGGAGACAUUUUAAGCUGCCAACUGACUUUUAUUCAAGCUGCCACCUAUGACAGAGAUAAAGUCUUCAUAACAAAAGUGAGCAGGCUCACUGUUUAAUACACAACUCAGCAUAUAGACAAUUGUUUUAUGAACAACUGCCUUCCAACUUUUCUCUCGCACUCUUCAGGUUUGUACAGAACCGUCACUCACUUACACCACAACACCGCUGAUGUCUUUGCAAAUUUAAUAAAAUGGUGAUAGCUGUAAUGAAAAGAUAUGUUUUGAACCAUGCUCUGCAAUACGACUGAUUUUCAUUACAGCGAUUUUCCACAUUCAAAUUCAAAUCAACCAUUAGUUAAUAUGCUAUGACUUGACAGAAUAUUGUAAUUAUUUGUUAAUAUCACAAACCACUCCGUGUUAAAUAAUACAGUAGCUUAUCCUUUCUGAUAAGAAGGUAGAGGGAUGUAUUCUGUGGUAAUUUGAAUGGUCAUGAUCAAAUAGGCUCCGUUUGUGAUGUAAAUUUUUUGCUGAUACCAGCUUUAUGGUAGGAUGGCAAUUUUGCAGUGUCCACAAGCCAAUAUUUAUUAUUCUGAUAGAAAACAUCAUAAAAAUUGUUUAAUGGAAUGAAUGUGCAGCAGUCUGUCAGAGUAUGUUUGUCUCAAAAUUAUUUGGCACAGUUUCAUUGAGACAACUGCAGUGUCUUUAUGAUUUAACUUCCCAGCUGAUGGCAAUAUUAAACAUGGCCUUCAGUAAAAUUAAACUAUAUUGUUUCUGGUUGUUUCUAAACACAACCUUCUGUACAUUUGGUAUUUGUACUUGUUUUUCAUUUGUGUGAACAUUUUGUACAUUUCGCUUUUUCGAGUAUUGUAUUUGAAUGCUUUUUGGAUUUUGUAUUUGUAACAUAAAUGACUUAAAUGUCAGAUUUGCUUUCUGAUGGUCGCAUCUAGCAUAGGUUUACUUUUUAUAAAAAGUUAACUGGUCUUAGAAGGCUGUGCCCAGGGUGUGCUUCAGGUUUACGAUUUCAACUGGUUUGACAGAUCAGAUUCUGCUUUGAGGUAACGUGAAUUGUUUUGCCAAACCAUGUUUCUCAUCACUAUGUGUAAACCAGUACAGCUAUUUUAAACUAAAAGAGAAUAGCUGGGAAACCGUGAAAAUAGGUAUUCUAAACAGGUAAUUAUAAAUUAAUUACUUAACACAUCUUUAAACAGGUUAUCUAAGCAUCUUUUCAAGCACCUUUAUUGUACAGAAUAACAGUGUAAACCUAUUGUAAGUCGAGCACUGUAUUGCUAUUAUGCCAUUGUAUUAAGACAUUGAUGAUUUUAAAUUCUGUUACAGCAUGGACUCUUUCAGAUGCCUCUGUACAUUCAAAAUAUGUUUUCAGCACAGUAUUUGAGUUAUGGACAGUGUACAUUCCUUUUUAAGGAGUUUUGAGAACUCCAACCAAAAGGCUUUGGUUUUAUUCAGUCUGUAUAUAGUAAAUAUAGGCUAUACCUAUUUACUUUGUUAUUCUAUGUUUGAAUUAGAUUUGCAU